Anopheles gambiae (African malaria mosquito) is the source of this 2703-nucleotide messenger RNA. RefSeq lists its product as uncharacterized. Lineage: Eukaryota; Metazoa; Arthropoda; Insecta; Diptera; Culicidae. Bases 318 to 1013 code for a protein of 231 amino acids. The record is from RefSeq and is a predicted model, not a curated record. The transcript has 3 exons.
UUGUUAGCUGGGAAUCGCUUUGGCAGUCAAAAAGAAAAACGACGGUCGCCUCUUUCUUCUUUCGCCACAGACGAUAAUGAUAACGAAAAAAUCUUAAAACAGCAACCGUGCCAAGUGUUUCCGACCACACCAAACGGGAAACAGGAUCUAAAAUUCAUUUCACACGCUGUACGCUGUUAGUUUGCCGCUUCGUAGAGUGCUUUCUUUACUAGUUUUCCGAUUCGGCAUAUAAACAAACCAGUAGUGCGUCGUGUACAAAGGAAAGGUAGCUAGGCGGGCACAGGUGGUGGACGGAAGGUGGCGCAAUAAAGAAAAUCAUGCAUCCGGAUCGCCGAUUGUAUCUUCUGGUGCUGUAUGUGUUCGCACUACAGCUCCGGACGUCGAUAGGAGGCAAUCCGCGCGACAGUGCCCAGGUCAGUGCCCGGAAUGUGGCGAGCAAUGGCACCAGCAGCAGUAGCAACAGUAGCGCCAGAAGCAACAGUAGCACCAACAUUGCCUGUCGGGAGGAUGUGCUCGACCAAUGUCCCCCGAAUGCGUCAUGUGAUAAGGGUCAGUGUGUUUGUCUUUUCGGCUACAAGCUGAAUGCCGCGUAUCACGGGAAGAACGCCUCUGCCAGCAGUCCGCCGCCAGCCAUGCCUGUUCCGAGCACCAACGCUGCCUCCAUUACGUACUGUUUGCCGGACGAAACCGGCGCCAAAGCAACCUCCCUGCACGGAGGACCUGGCAGCAAUAGCAGCAAAGCGCCGGGCGACGGAGCUGCUGCCGAAGGAGAUGGUGGAAAGGCGGGACAGUUGCCCCUGCGGGAACCGGUCGCUGCUCAUCACAUCCUCGGUGGCGUGCUGAUCCCACUCGCCUUCGUCGUGAUACUGAUCGGCAGUGCCAUCCUCGCGAAGCGUACAGAUCUCUGGGCACGGCUACGGCAACGGUUCCUCGCGCACCGGAACCGCCACCGACGGCGGCCGGCCUACGAGGACGUGGUGCUAGUCACCCCGUCGGUAGAGCACCACGGUUGAGAGGUCGUGUCUCGGUGCAAGCAUGUCGUACUAGAGCGAGUGUGUGUAGCGGCUGUUCGAUGUGCUUAUUGGUAUUUUCUGUUUAGCGUAGAUUGUCUGUCCUCUAAUCCCCCUUCUCUCCCGUAGUACCACCACGGUAUUAUGUCCCUUCUGCUAACAAACCCUUCCAUAAUCGACGACUCAUUACCAUUAUGCGUAACCGAAAUAUCUCUCUCUCUCUCUUUCUCUCUCACUCUCUGUUCUCUUCUUUCACUGUUCCACAUCACAACUUCCUUUUCGUUACUAACGACCCCCCUUAAUCAACUAAACAAAACCAACAACGACCGACAACGACGAAUUGAUGAGAGCAGUGGGCUUUGAGCCACAGGCGGGCAGGCUUUGAGAACGCCAAAGAGAACAGUACCAUGCCGAGGAAGGGUGCGCAUUUAAGUAGAUGUGCUUGUUUUUACAUUAUCGCCCCCCUUAUCGAGCGCGAACUUGCUGCAACCUACGUUCCUUAACGAGAAGAAGAAGAAGAGCGCGAUCCCGCGGGGUGAUGUACUGAAGAAAUAAGUUUAAAAUCUAAGUCAUUGAGCGCGGAGGAUGAUCGGAACCGAUCGCACACAUACGCACAACACCGUAAGAUAGUGGAGUAGAAGAUCGUAGCGAUGAGAAAUAGGGGGCAGAGGGGGAGGCAGAGGUACCCUGAUAAGAAGCUGGGAGCUGCAGCACGGGCAGAGGAUAAGAUAGAAUCUUGCCAAAUGGAAAAAAAACAUAUUCUUAUUUGAAAGCGAAUUAGCAGUUAAGAGAAUUAUUGAAAACAGAGUUGUGUUGGUCCAGUGGAAUUUGGCGUUGAAACAGCAGAAACCAAAUGUCUUUUUGAGGAAUUAGAUAGUGUAGCGUGUGUGUUUGAUCACACUUUCACCAAAAACAAAGAGAAUGGAAAGACGUGGAAGUUGUAAGAAUUUAGAGAAUGUCGAAGCGAACGAUCGAUAAGUGCGGAUAAGAGUGGAUAGUUUUAACUUCAAGGACCUCUAACGCCUAUUUUGGGCUACUUUGGGUUUGACCUAAACCAUCACCCCAGGAGGUCUCAGAGAUUUGCAUCAGAGAAUUUGAUCUUCCUUCCCGGAGGGCAUUAAAUAACAUUAAUAAACAAUAAUUUAGGACAUAGGAGUAAAAAAAAGAGGGUGAAAGUUGUAGCAUUUCGUACGAUAGGUUCCUUUUAGCUAUCGAAUGAGAUUAAAGGACUAACACGAGAGGAUGACGGGGAAUGUACAGUCAGUAUCAAAACGCACAGAAACAGAACAUGAACUCAUUACUAUAUGCAUUACAGAGGAGCAGCCAUAUCACUGCACGCAUCAGGGGGAACGAAAUCGAAAAGGGACAAAAAUAAGAGAAGGAAUUGUAGCACUUGAAGGCAGGGCGCACGAAGAUCUAUUACUUACACUUACCUAACUCGUGGUUUCUUCCUAUCCCCGUGUGCAUUUCCCAUAUCAUUAGGCGUAUUGUUCCUUAUUGUUUUUGUCACCCUUCUUUUGUUUAUCCCUCUCUCGGUCGUUUCCUCAUCAUUUUGUUUGAGUACAUUUAAUGAGCCAUAAUUUUCGUCAUACCAAAAAUAUGUAUUCUGUGAUAAAUUUCAAUAAAUGUCUAUAUUUUUAAGACGGUAACAUUUUCGGAGUGCCAGCGCAAGGAAGAAAGGUUACCGAUUGUA